GAUUUUCAGGAUAAAUUGUAAAAAAUUCUCUCCGUGAACAUAUCUUUUGAUUAAAGUUACGGCUCUCCAGAAAUCUUCCAGAAAGAAGGAAUAUCGGAUACCCUUUGUUGAAUGUAUAAUCAUUUAUUUAGAAACGAGGAGGAAUUACGUUGGGCUUGGACUGCUUGGAGAAAUCGUAUGUGCCACACAAAGAAACUCUUUGGCCAGUUAGUGAAUCUUCAAAACACUGCUGCGCAAAACAACGGCUACACUGAUAUCGGAGAGUAUUGGAGAGAGGAGUACGAAAUUCCGGACUUGGAAAGCGUUUUUGAAGAAAUGUAUCGACAAGUUGAGCCUCUUUAUCGUCUUCUUCACGCCGUCGUGAGAUUCCGACUUGCAAAGUUGUAUCCCGACGUCGUUGAUACGUCUCUGCCAAUUCCCGCUCAUUUAUUAGGCAACUUGUGGUCGCAAAGUUGGGAAGCAUUGAUCGACGUGGUGUUUCCAAAUUACACCACGAUUAUGCCGAGUCUAACGGACUCGAUGACACAAGAAAAUUACAGCGUAAUAAAAAUGAUUAAAACCGCAGAAGAUUUUUAUACAUCGCUCGGAUUUCGACCGUUAUCGUCAGAAUUCUGGAAGAACUCUAUCUUUGAACAAGAAACUGACAGGGGAUCUAGCUGCCACGCAACCGCGGUCAACAUGUAUAAAAAGGAUGACUUUAGAAUUUUUGCGUGUUUAGAAACGCAACCGCAAGAUUUCAACGUCAUUCAUCACGAGAUUGGUCACAUACAGUAUUAUAUGGCAUAUCAAAGUCAACCGUCCUUUUUUAAAAAUGGAAUCAACAGUGCUUUUCACGAGUCAAUAGGCGAUGCCAUUUCGUAUGGGGCAACUUCUUUUCGACACAUGCACCGUCUCAGAUUGAUUCGUAGCGCGUUUGCAGCACCCGGUAAUUUGUCUGAAGCAAAUUCGCGUUUGCAAGAUUCAUUGAAAAUGGCUCUUCUUUUAAAGCAAGCUUUACUUAAAAUACCGCAAGUAUCCAAUGGACUAAUAAUAGAGAAAUGGAGAUGGUCCGUUUUCUCCGGUAAGAUACAGCCACCGAGAUACAACACAUUCUGGUGGAGCUUGCAUCGUCGAUACAUGGGCGUCGUACCGCCAUCACAGAGGUCCGAAAAGUACUUUGAUCCUGCAGCGAAAUUCCAUAUCGCCCACGGUAUACCUUAUGCUGGAUACUUCCUGGGGAACUUUCUGCAAAUUCAAUUAUUUCAAGGAAUGUGCGAGGCAUCGUUGAAUCUACCAGUUGGUUCUACGGCGUUUAACUUACCUCUUCACAAAUGCGACAUUUAUGGCUCAAAGGAUGCGGGAAAGUUCUUAAGGUUGGUAAAAGCUUCGACUGCAAAUUCUUACAAAAUAAUAGUUUUAAUUUUGGUUUUUUUUUCAAAAACAAGGAAAGGAAAUAGUAAAAAAAAACAUGAAAAAGGAUAUAUGAAUGUGUGUAAAAAAAGUGAUUUUACCUCACUUCAUGCUUCCAGGUCUAUUAUGAAAUUCGGAAGCAAAGCAGAUUGGACAUAUGCGUUACAUGUGACAACGGGUUACUCGGAGUAUCGCGUGGAACCGUUCCUAGCUUACUAUGAACCGGUUCGUAAAUGGCUGCAACGCGAAAUUGAACGUCACAGGAUUCCAGUUGGCUGGAAUUGA
Molecule: messenger RNA, 1674 nt
Organism: Vollenhovia emeryi
Lineage: Eukaryota; Metazoa; Arthropoda; Insecta; Hymenoptera; Formicidae
Product: angiotensin-converting enzyme-like
Exons: 7
Coding region: 112-1674 (520 amino acids)
Biological process (GO): proteolysis
Cellular component (GO): plasma membrane
Molecular function (GO): peptidyl-dipeptidase activity; metallopeptidase activity
Source: RefSeq, a predicted model, not a curated record